Messenger RNA from Sturnus vulgaris (Common starling), 1300 nucleotides. RefSeq names its product hydrogen voltage gated channel 1 (gene HVCN1). The record is from RefSeq and is a predicted model, not a curated record. Gene Ontology annotation, biological process: proton transmembrane transport. Gene Ontology annotation, molecular function: voltage-gated proton channel activity. NCBI's taxonomy places the organism in Eukaryota, Metazoa, Chordata, Aves, Passeriformes, Sturnidae. Gene Ontology annotation, cellular component: plasma membrane.
AAGGGCUGGAGCUUUUUGCUCCUCUAAUCAAUCCUUUGUUUGGAGAAGUUUGGAAAUACCUUGUGAGGAAGUUCUGUGUUGUAGAGCAGCACGGCAGGGUGUAAACAGAACUGGGAAGGCAGCAGGGGCUCCGCGUGGUGCCGGGGGAGGUGAUGCAAAACCAGCGGUAUCACCAUGAAGCAACUUCCCGUCAGCAGAGCCCAGCCAGCCGUGUCGUGUCGGAAUGUCACACUCUUGUCACCCUCACUGGGUGAAAAAAGAAAGAUUUGGCAUCCUUGGUCAGCCCCAAACAGGGAGGUGACACUCUGCUUUUGUCCCUCAGGGUGAUGCCAACUUGAUCCAGAGCCAUGUCCAGGUACCUGAAGCAUUUCACUGUGGUGGGCGAUGACCCCGUGCAAUGGAACAACGACUAUCGGAAAUGGGAGGAGGAGGACGAGGCUGGGGAGAAGCAGCCAGAUGGAGAGAUCAAGCUGGAGCCCCCCAGGAGAAACAUCUCCUUCCAGUACAUGAUGAAAAAGCUCUUCAGCUCUCACAGGUUUCAGAUCGGGAUUGUCUGCUUGGUAAUCCUGGAUGCCUUGUUGGUUCUUGGGGAAUUGCUUAUGGAUUUGAAAAUCAUCCAUCCGGACAGAUAUAAUAUAACCCCGAAGGUUUUCCACUACCUCUCCCUGUCCAUUUUAACCAUCUUCCUGGUUGAGGUGGGGUUUAAAGUCUUUGUCUACCGCCGGGAGUUCUUCCACCACAAGUUCGAGGUGCUGGAUGGGAUCGUUGUCAUCGUGUCCUUCAUCCUCGACAUCGUCCUCCUCUUCCGGGAGCACGAGUUUGAGGCCGUGGGGCUCCUGAUCCUCCUGCGGCUCUGGAGGGUGGCCCGGAUCAUCAAUGGAAUCAUUUUAUCGGUGAAGACCCGCUCGGAGCAACAAGUGUCCAAGUUAAAGCAAGCAAACCUGAAACUUGCCACAAGGGUGGAACAACUGGAACACAGCUGUUUGGAGAAGGAGCAAGAAAUCGAGAGGCUGAAUAACAUAUUGAAACAGCAUGGACUCCUCAGCCUGCAAAAAUAGGAGGCCAGUUUUCCAAGGUGGGAAUUCUGCUGUGUUGGAAUCUGCCAGCUUGACCUGAAAGGUUUUUCUGUCUCUUUGCUUCCUCUUGUAUUCUGUUUUCUAUAAACAUUUUCUAUUUGACCCCACUUUGAUCAGACCUUGGGAUGGCAAAAAUAGUUCUACUGAAAAAUUAAUCACACACAGUCCCUGUAAACAGUAUUUUUUUUUCUUUUCUUGUACAGUUGUACAGUCAAAACUGCAAA